ACCAUGUUCUCUUUCAAACACGCGUUCAUGUGCUCAAAAAUAGACAGACACCAAUACCAACGGAACGUGGCCAUUACCUCUACCUUUUCUUUCCCGCUACCCAGCGUAACCACAUUUUCUAUUUCUAUUUCUUUUUCUUUUCAACUCCACCACCAUACUCUUAUUUAUUACAUUUCCACCCCCAUUUCCACCGGGAAACGUGCGUCUCACGUGUCUGACAUCCACUUUCGCCGCCGGAGAUUUCAACAUUCAUGGUGGAAACAAUGCUGUAAACGUCGGUAACGACGAUCUCUGUGAUAGUGAGAGCGUUUGCGCUUCGCAUUCUUCAACAUUCAACGCUCCCUAUCACACUUUUUCCUUCCUCUCUGCAAAUCUUCCACAAUGCCGAAUAAAUCUGAAUACGCUGUCUUCCUUCACGGCAAUCUCGACGUGAAGGUCAUGGAAGCUCGGUUUCUUCCCAACAUGGACAUGCUCUCGGAGCGUGUUCGGAGAAUCUUCUCCGCUCUCAACUCCUGCAGCGCUUCCAUGGCGGGAAAGGGAAACCACAGCCAUCCACGUCACCGCCACCAUAAGAUCAUCACCAGCGACCCUUACGUCACCGUCUGCCUCGCCGGCGCCACGGUGGCGCGAACCCGCGUCAUCCCGAAUUCCCAGAGCCCAACGUGGAACGAGCAUUUCAAUAUUCCUCUGGCUCACCCUGUCACGCAGAUUGAGUUCUAUGUUAAGGAUAAUGACAUGUUCGGCGCGGAUUUGAUCGGAAUCGCAACCGUCUCCGCCGCGAGGAUCUUGUCCGGGGAAGUAAUCAGCGAUUGGUUUCCGAUUAUAGGAACGUUCGGGAAGCCUCCGAAACCCGAUUGCGCGGUUAGGCUGGAGUUGAAAUUCACCAGAUGUGAAGAUAGUCCUCUGUUCCGGUCCGGCGUUGACCCGGAUCCGGACCGGUUUGUUGUGCGGGAUUCGUAUUUUCCGGUUCGGCGUGGAGGGUCGGUGACGCUGUAUCAGGACGCGCACGUGCCGGAGGCGAUGUUGCCGGAGAUUGAGUUGGAAGAUGGGGUGGAGUUUCAGCAAGGGAAGUGCUGGGAAGAUAUCUGUCAUGCCAUUUUGGAAGCUCAUCAUUUGGUGUAUAUUGUGGGUUGGUCUAUCUUUCAUAAGGUGAAGCUUGUUAGAGAACCUAGCAAGCCUUUACCUAGUGGUGGGAAUUUGAACCUGGGGGAGUUGCUCAAGUAUAAGUCACAAGAAGGUUUGAGAGUUUUGCUUUUGGUUUGGGAUGAUAAGACUUCUCACAGCAAAUUUUUCAUUAACACGCCGGGAUUGAUGCAAACUCACGAUGAAGAAACUCGAAAGUUUUUCAAGCAUUCUUCAGUUACAUGUGUGCUGUCACCUCGAUAUGCCAGCAGUAAGCUUAGCAUUUUCAAGCAGCAGGUUGUUGGAACGCUUUUUACGCAUCAUCAGAAAUGUGUGAUUGUUGAUACUCAGGCAAAUGGCAACAAUCGGAAGAUUACUGCAUUUAUAGGUGGUCUAGAUCUUUGUGAUGGCCGGUAUGAUACGCCUGAGCAUAGAAUUUUCCGAGAUCUUGACACUGUUUUUCAGGAUGAUUAUCAUAAUCCCACAUUUUCUGCAGGAACCAAGGGUCCAAGACAACCAUGGCAUGAUUUACAUUGCAGAAUUGAAGGCCCUGCUGCAUAUGAUAUACUCACUAAUUUUGAGCAGCGCUGGAGAAAAGCCACAAAAUGGCAUGAGUUGAGUCAAAAAUUCAAGAGAGUAUCUCACUGGCAUGAUGAUUCUUUGAUUAAGUUAGAUCGCAUCUCUUGGAUUCUUAGUCCCUCUGAAUCAAUUGCAAAGGAUGGUCCUGAAUUAUGGGUUUCAGAGGAGGAUGACCCCGAAAAUUGGCAUGUUCAGGUUUUCCGAUCCAUAGAUUCUGGCUCUUUGAAAGGAUUUCCUAAGGAUGUACUUGAAGCUGAGGCUCAGAAUCUUGUUUGUGCGAAAAAUUUGGUCGUAGACAAGAGUAUUCAAACAGCGUACAUACAUGCCAUCAGAUCUGCUCAGCAUUUUAUUUAUAUUGAGAAUCAAUAUUUCAUUGGUUCAUCCUUUGCUUGGCCAUCUUACAAAGAUACAGGUGCUGAUAACUUAAUUCCUAUUGAGCUGGCACUGAAGAUAGUUAGCAAGAUAAGAUCCAAGGAGAGAUUUACAGUUUACAUUGUCAUCCCAAUGUGGCCUGAAGGUGCCCCUUCUUCCGCCGCUGUGCAAGAGAUUCUCUUUUGGCAGGGACAAACUAUGCAAAUGAUGUACGAAAUCAUAGCUCGGGAGUUAAAAUCUAUGCACCUUUACAACAGCCAUCCGCAAGAUUACCUCAAUUUUUACUGUCUUGGAAACAGAGAGAAAUUGAUAACUGAAGUUUCAAGCUCAUAUAGUUCCCCUUCAGAAAACGUCGACACGGUUUCAGCUUCACAAAAGUUCCAAAGGUUUAUGAUUUAUGUACAUGCCAAGGGAAUGGUUGUGGAUGAUGAAUAUGUGAUAGUUGGGUCUGCCAAUAUCAACCAAAGAUCUUUGGCUGGUUCAAGAGAUACUGAGAUAGCAAUGGGUGCAUAUCAACCCCACCAUACGUGGAGUAAGAAAAAGGGACAUCCACAUGGUCAGGUAUAUGGGUAUAGAAUGUCCUUGUGGGCAGAACACAUGGGGUUGAUACAUCCUUGCUUCAAAGAGCCUGAAAGUUUGGACUGCGUAAAGAGUGUGAACAAGAUUGCUGAAGACAACUGGAAGAGGUACACAGCUGAUGAAUUUUACCCACUGCAAGGGCACCUUUUGAAGUACCCUGUGAAUGUAGAUGCCAAUGGGAAGGUAAGCUCCAUACCUAGAUUUGAGUCUUUCCCAGAUGUUGGUGGCAAGGUCCUUGGCUCCAGGUCUACCCUUCCUGAUGCUCUAACAACAUAAGCAUCACCUCUUGGUGAGAGUUUGGUUUCACGAUUCACACAUAAUCUUAAGUGUGUUACUCAGAAGCUAAGACUCAUACAUUCUAAGCAAAAGUGAUUCUACAGCAUCUCAUCGUGACACCAAGUAUGCUACUAAUUUAUUCGGGAAAAUAAGACCUUAUCUCAGAGAGUAGAGAAUUGGAUUACAGAACAGGCGAAAAGUUAGAGGGGUCUCCUUGCCCCUGAUUUUUUUUGAAUUAUCUAAGUUAUCAUAUGGUAAUUACUAAUUUGAGGAUUGCAAGCCAGUGCCACGGCCACACUGUAUAUUUGUAUUGAUUCUUUUCUGCAUAUAGGACAGAUGCCUAAUAAACCAUUAUUUCUUAAUUCAGUCACGCACCACUACAGACAGACAUUGAUUUCAAGGAUUCGUUCAUCAUUGUUCCAGUGAUAACAUUUCACUGGGAAAAAAAUUGUAUUCCUAUAAUAAAGUUUGAGAGUAAAUAUUGAUCCUUCAACAUUAUCGUUACCAAA
Molecule: messenger RNA, 3437 nt
Organism: Lotus japonicus
Lineage: Eukaryota; Viridiplantae; Streptophyta; Magnoliopsida; Fabales; Fabaceae
Product: phospholipase D delta-like
Exons: 10
Coding region: 382-2928 (848 amino acids)
Biological process (GO): phospholipid catabolic process; phosphatidylcholine metabolic process
Cellular component (GO): plasma membrane
Molecular function (GO): calcium ion binding; D-type glycerophospholipase activity
Source: RefSeq, a predicted model, not a curated record